AUGUUCACAUUGCUUUACCGAGCUGUGUUUUCUCCGCCUCCCAUAAAUAGCACACGAUGUACAGACGAUAACAAGGGUGUCUACUGGCUUCAGCUCUACGACACCUAUGAACAGUGGUACCAGGGUGUCGACAAGGCAUUUCUAGCUGUAAACUCUGGUGUACCGGUACCAUCGAAUUAUUCACUGGACUAUUCCGAAAUUCCUUCGAACCGUUCUAUUAUUUUUGCAAAGAUCCUACAGAGUAACGACCCACCGCUGCAAAUCUCGGACCGUAAGUCCUAUGAUGCAUUCAUUGCCACACUAAAGGUUGAGCUUGCGAGGAUUGAGGAUUUGACUAUCUAUCUAUAUGCGGGUAGAUUCACUGAAGUUGACGAGCUUUCCUAA
Orbilia oligospora ATCC 24927 is the source of this 384-nucleotide messenger RNA. RefSeq lists its product as uncharacterized. Lineage: Eukaryota; Fungi; Ascomycota; Orbiliomycetes; Orbiliales; Orbiliaceae. The coding region runs from base 1 to 384 and encodes 127 amino acids. The transcript has a single exon. The record is from RefSeq and is a predicted model, not a curated record.